Molecule: messenger RNA, 1040 nt
Organism: Centruroides sculpturatus (bark scorpion)
Lineage: Eukaryota; Metazoa; Arthropoda; Arachnida; Scorpiones; Buthidae
Product: cyclin-dependent kinase 6-like
Exons: 6
Coding region: 294-1040 (248 amino acids)
Biological process (GO): G1/S transition of mitotic cell cycle; regulation of G2/M transition of mitotic cell cycle; regulation of gene expression
Cellular component (GO): cytoplasm; cyclin-dependent protein kinase holoenzyme complex; nucleus
Molecular function (GO): cyclin-dependent protein serine/threonine kinase activity; cyclin binding; ATP binding
Source: RefSeq, a predicted model, not a curated record
UAAUAAUCGAAGCCAUACACCCGCUCGGUCUACGGUGGCAAUUCCGGAACUUCGGUCGUCGUUACGUCACGCGGGCCGACCCGUCGGAAAGCACCGCCUUCCUUACGCAUUCAUUCAUCUAUAAUCGACGACUACUAGUCCGGUAGUGGUUCGGUUAGUCGACGGUGGGUCAGGCCGUUCGUCCGACCUCCGUCCUUUCUUUUUUUAUAUCCAUUCCGUACGUAAUAUACGUCGACGUAGGAAAGAUGUCACGGGAGAACUUAGCCACGUGACGUCGUCGAUCGUCGACAGUCAUGCCCAGUCCCGCGGGAAAGGCCGCCGAUGCCGGGGGAAACGCGGCCGACGACGAGCCCCACGACGCCAAGAACUACGAGGAACUGUCGGUCAUCGGCACGGGAGCAUACGGAACCGUCUACAAGGCAAAGGACGUGGCCCACGACGGUCGUUUGGUGGCCGUCAAGAAAGUGCGCGUGCCCCUGACCGAGGAUGGAGUGCCCAUCAGCACUCUCAGAGAAAUCUCCCUACUCAAGCAGCUGGAAUGCUUCGAGCACCCCAACAUCGUCAGAUUAUUAGACAUCUGUCACGGAAGACAAAUAGAAAAGGAAAAACAACUAGUCUUGUAUCUAGUAUUCGAGCAUAUCGAUCAAGAUAUGGCCAAGUACUUGGAGAGUUGUCCUUCGCCCGGUUUGGGUCCCGAUAGAAUUAAGGAUAUAAUGUACCAAUUACUUAGUGGAGUAGACUUCUUACAUUCCAAUCGUGUUGUUCACAGAGAUCUUAAGCCACAAAAUAUUCUUGUGACAAAUUCAGGACAAAUCAAAUUAGCUGAUUUUGGCUUGGCUCGUAUCUAUACACAGCAAAUGGCAUUGACGUCUGUAGUAGUGACUUUAUGGUAUAGAUCACCUGAAGUUUUAUUACAAAGAAAUUAUGCAUCGCCAGUUGAUGUGUGGAGUGUUGGUUGUAUUUUUGCUGAACUGUAUAGUAGACGAACUCUCUUUUGCGGUCACUCAGAAAGUGAACAGUUGGGGAAAAUAUUUGAGUGA